UGAAUGCUGUGUAUCGCAAAGCACGUGUUUGUUUUGAAUUUACAAGCUCUAACAAAAACAUUGAAAUUCAAAUAGUUUUAAUAAGAAAUGCUAGACUGGGGCGGUUAGGUGCAUUUGAAUGCAGCGUUGUUAACAGCGGGCGGUAGCUGGUCUGCGCUCUGAGCAGAGCUGCAGAGCUAGUGCAGUAAGUAACUACGGCCAGGUACGCUAGCGUCCUGCCUCGGUGAACGCAGUCAACGCGGCCUUUACGAGUGCUGGAUUAAAAGUAGCUAUAUUUUUUAUCAACCCCGCAGCCAUGGCGGCUGAGGCUGACAGGGUAGAGCCUGCGGAUAGCGAGCAAGAAGAGGAAGUCGAAGAUGUGUACGAAGUGGAGAGGAUCAUUGACAUGCGGGUGGAAGAGGGUGAAGUGCUCUACAGAGUCCGUUGGAAGAAUUACUGCUCGGAUGAUGACACUUGGGAGCCAGAGGCCCAUUUAGAAGACUGUCGCGAGGUCCUCUUAGCUUUUAAGAAGUCCAUGGCUGAGGUCAAGGCCAAGAAAGAGGCAGAAGCCAAGAAGAUUGUGAAACCGCUGCCUGCAAAGAGUGACGUGUUUGAUGCCGACUCCGAGAGUGAAAGUGAGGGCAAAGACCAUCCAACUGAGGAGGCCAUCAAGAAAAAGAAAAAGACAAAGGUCUGUGAAAAAGAGGAGGAACCACCUCCAAAAGAGAAAAAGAAGAAGAAGAAAGACAGACGGAAGGAGGAGUUCAGGCCUCUACCGGCACCCGAGACAGAUGACGAAGAAGAAGAGGAGAAAGCCCCGACUCCCCCCUCUCCUCUCAAGGAGAAGAAGACUGAUUCAAAAAAGCGUUUGGUUGACUCUGAAGAGGAGGACGAUGAGCCUGUUCCCUCCAAAAAACACAAGAAGGAAAAGGGGAAAGACGGAGGAAAGCAUAAGAAAGAAAAGGGAGAGGAGGGUAAGAAAAAGAAAGGGAAGAAGGAAAGGAAGACGGAAACCUCUGAAGACGAGGCCGCUGCACCACUAGAAGACGACCUGAGCUUGUCAGAGUCCCCAAUGGACGAUGCUGCAUCAACGGAUACAGCGGCAAAGUCAGCCGAAAAAGCCCGUGUGGACGACAAAGGCAAACAAAAGAAAGGGAAGUGGGAAGUAAAGCUGCAGGGCAUUAAGGACCUCAUCCAUGACAAAAAGAGCAAAAAGCCAGAUGCCACCCAGAAAGAAAGCAGCCUCCAGAAACUAAAGAACCUCACCUCUAAAGUCAAAGAGGACGCUGCCCUACACUCAGACUCCAGUGAUAGCUCCACCCUACAUAAGAAGGCCAAGAGCAAAGGGCAGGAGAGCACGCCAGCACCACCCAAAGUCCCGUCUUCCUCCACAUCCUCUUCGUCCUCCUCGUCCUCCGUCACAGCAGCUAGCAGCACCAAGCUGAAGGAGGAGGAGGUGGCUAAAGAGGAGGUACUGGGACAAAAAGAUGCCACGGGCUCCACUAAUCUGUUUGAAAAGUUCUUGUUGAACUGCGAGGCCAAGGACCGAGCCCCCCGCAGGCCGCCAGUGCAUCAGCCUGCCGCAGAGAAGAUCAGCAGCAAACCCACAAAGCUAAUAGGAAAGAUUGAGAAGAUCGCCAAGACAACCAAAGAGUCUCCAGCUCAGAAACCAGAAACUGAGAAGAUGGAGAAGACCAAGCAAUCAGAUGUCUCCAGACCCGGCCAGAGUUACGGCUUCAGCCUGGACAGUGACGAGAGGGAGGCAGAAGAGUCUACGGCAAUGCAGAAGCCGGGAGAGGAUUCCCGGGAGAGGAAGGAGAGGAAGGAGAGGCCAGAGGAGGCGCAGCGGCCCGGCUGGGAGAGGAAGACCCCAACAGAGGACAGGAGGAAGAGGAGAGAGGACAGUGAGCCCAGACUCUUCAUGGCAUGUGAUGACGGUCAUGACACCCAGGACCCACCAGAGGGCGCUGACAAAGCUGACAAAGGCCAAGCCACUUUGAGUCUAGGAAUGGACCUCAACCUGGACUGGAUGACUCUGGACGACUUCCAGAAACAUCUGAACGGGGAAGAUGAGAUCCUGUCAGGUCCACCGUUAUCACCCAGUGAGUUGCGGGAUGCUGUGAAAAGUGGAGAUUACAUGGCUGUAAAAUUGGCACUUAAUUCCAAAGAGGACUACAAUUUGGACCAAGAGGCUUGUACUAUUGGUGAGACGAGGUCAUUUGAAGGAGAGAGGCGCUUGAUUGAAGAGAGAAGUUCGAGCAAUGCUCUUAGGUUGACUUCUAACCUUGACAGUGCAAGAAAUGAAGAGAGUACUCCAAGAGUAAAACACAAUAUCCCACAAGAUCUGGAUUGUCCAAAAGAUGGCGAAAAAAUGCCAAGCUGCCUUGUCAGUAUAAACACUGAGCAAGUGACACUGAGGGAAAAUGAAAAGGUCCAAACAGGUGGAAAGGACAUAACUGAAUCCAAAAACGCUGCUUGUGAUUCAACUACCAAACAGGAAAGUCAAGGAAAAGAAGGUCAGAAGCAAGCACAGGAAAACGCGAUGUCAGACACAAAUGGUGGUUUAUCAAGUAAAAUGAGUUUGGAAUUUGAUUAUUCCAAUCUAAACAGAAAUGCAGAAGGGAUGCUGACAGGGGACAAUGACAAAACGGAACAAAAGGGCGUAGCUAACGAGCAAAGGUCCCCUGGGGAAGCAAAUGACUCUUGUGAUGAGGCAGAGCAUGUGAUGGCAGGUCAGUCAGAUGGUACGGAUCAAGUUCUGUCUGAGUCGGGCACAAAGGAGAUUCCUAAAAGGCGAGGCAGGAAAACUGUGGAGAACAAACAACCAACACGAUCCAGUUCAAGGACCUGUAAGAAAGUGUUUGAAACAAUACCUAGCACAGUGGAUGAUGAGAGAAAAGAGACAGGAAAAAAGCACUUCUGUUUAUAUUGCAAAAUGGCUUUUACCCAACUUGCAAAGCACUUGGAAAAGAAACAUGCAGAGGAAAUAGAUGUUGCCCAUGCAAUACACUUUCCCAAAGGUUCCAAAGUUAGACAGUCUUUGCUUGACCAAAUUCGGAAUAAAGGAGAUUAUGAACAUAAUUGCCAAGUUCUCAAAAGUGGCGAGGGGGAAAUUGUGACCAAGAAACAGGUUAGAAAUCCCAGCGUAUCGGUUCGUGACUUCCUGCCCUGCCAGCACUGUUUUGCUUUUUAUCGGAAAACUGAUUUAUGGAGACAUGAGCGGUCAUGUAAGGCCAGAAAAGGAGAUCAGAAACCCUCUGACGGGAAAAAGAGAAGCAGAGUCCACAGUGCUGCCUCUCGGCUGCUUCCAAUGUCUGAGUUCUUAACUGGAGGCUGUGAGGAAAUUAUUCACAUCAUGCAUCAAGAUGAUAUCUCGAGGCACAUCAGAAAUGACCCACUUAUUUGUAAAUAUGGCAACGCGUUGUCUGCUAAGUAUGACCAUGACAAGUCCCAGUUUGCUUAUAUUGCACAAAAGAUGAGGGAACUGGGUAGAUUCGUGGUGGCUGUUAAUGAGCUAGACAAGAGCGUGAAGUACUUGCAUGAAAUAUGUCUACCAUCCAAAUUUGAAUUAGCCGUUGAAGGGGCCAAAAAAGCUAGUGGUUUUGACCCCAGUUCCAGUAAGUUUAAAACCUUUUCCCUUGUCACAAAGCUCGGCUACUCUUUGAAACGAGCUGCGGAAAUAGCUUUUGGGGAAAGUCGCAUGACAGAGGACAGUGAAACUGAAAGUGAAGUGAAAAAGUUCAUACAACUUCUUGAUACAAAAUGGAGUGAGUGUUUUUCUCGCAAAGCUCUUGCAAUAUCUCUAAGGCAUGAGGUGAAGAAAGUGGAAGUAGACAAAUCAACAGUGACGGAAGAUUUGAUAAAACUCCACAAGUUUAUCACAGGGGAAGAAGAGGAAGCUAGGAAGGAGUUGAAAGAGAGUCCUAAUAUGUCAACAUGGAAAAAGCUCAGCGAGGCCACUCUGGCAGAUGUGUGUCUCUUUAACAGAGGAAGGGUAGGAAAUAUUGGUAGAAUGCUCUUGCAAACGUACACUUGCAAAAAGAGUAGGGGAACAUUUGUGCCCUCUGCAGAUCAAAUAAGGAAAAGCACAAAAUUGGAGCUUGACCUUGGUAGCAGUUUCACCAGGUUAGAACUAGAGGGUCAGUAUGGGAGGAACAUGCUGGUUAUGCUAACGGAAAGGAUGGUUUUGUCAAUCGACUUACUCAUUGAAAAUCGAGAACAGGCGGGUGUGUCGAAAAAAAACCCAUACCUGUUUGCCCGGACUGAAGGUCCAUCCUUCAUCAGAGGAUUGGAUUGUUUCCGAAGGUCUGCAGUGGAAUGUGGAGUUAAAAACCCAGAAGCACUAUUGUCCUCAUCAUUAAGAGAGCAGAUUGCCAGCUGCUGGCAGCUAAUGAGCCUCGGUGAAGGCGAAGUGGAUCAAGUGGCCAAGCUGUUAGGAAAGAGCAGCGAGGAGUGUUACAGCCUCUCAAAAAAUGCAUCACAGCUGGAGGAAGUGAGCAAACAACUUCUCAAGAUGGAUCGAACACUGCCAUCAGGUUCAUCCAGCACUGCAAGUGAUGGAACUGUGCAGAAGGCCGCUUUAAAGCGAAGACCUUGGAAUGAGAGGGAGCAGGCUGCAGUGAAGCGUUACUUGAGUGAAUUUAUCACAGGGCUGAAGGUUCCAGGCAAAAAGGAGUGCAAUGCUUGCAUAGCUGCUGAACCAGAUCUUGGUGGAAGAUCUUGGACGGAUGUCAAAAACUAUGUACACAAUACUCUACAGACAAUAAGGAGGAGAAAUAUCCAGCAUCCGUCUGAAGGAAAUGUGAGUCCAAUGCAUCCAAAAGCUGGAGUGGAAACCACAGACAAAGAUUUGGAAGACUCAAACAUCGUUUGUAGUCUGACAACAGUGCAUCCAGAUCACCUGAGUGAAAGUUCACAUUGUUGUAUGACAAUGGCUCCAACCAACUUCCCCCAAGAGAUCACUUCAACUUAUGCAUCCUUGUGUUCUGCUAGUGCAAACAUGAUCCAUACAGGUCAACCGUUGAUUUCUACUUUCACACCAUUGAAUGCUACGGAUACACAAGUGGUUCCUACAUUUACUCCACACAACACUACAAAUGCACUAAUGCCUCCUCCUUACACAUCAGAGAACAACAUCAUUAUGCCAUUGUCUCCUUCUUAUACACAGAAUGCCACAAUUAUGCCACCAUCUUCUGUGUAUAUACCCCAGGACACUACAGGUUCAACAAUGAUUCCUAAUUUUGCCACCUUUACUGCUCCAAGCACCUCAAUGGUUCCUACAUUCACAAGUGCUACAAGUGCACCAAUGGUCCCUGAAUUCUCAACACUAAAUGACAGAAGUAGGCCUAUAAUUUCUUCAUUCACACCUCUGAACCAUUCAAGUGCACCAGAUUACCCCACAGGCCCUUCACCAUGUAGGGCCCCUACAACUGCACAGGUUGUCCCAACAAUCCAUAGACCCAGUGUGCUUGACAGAACACCUCUUGUACAGGAAACUAUGUCUGCUGCAGGAAAAGGAGUUACUCCAGCUGUCAAGCCUCAAAAGAGAAACAAGAGGUUGUGGAGUGAGGAGGAACAGGCUGCGGUGAGGCGUCAGUUUGGAGACUUCUGUAAACUGGUCAAAGUGCCAGGCAAAAAGGAUUGUGAUGCAUGUUUAGCUGCUGAACCUGCCUUGAACACCAGAACAUGGAGGGAAGUCAAAUAUUUUGUACAUAACUCAAUUCAGUCAAUGAAAAGAAGAGGGCAUGAUGUUGCCACCAAACAAAGUGGAGGUCAGGAACCAGAGACUGAUAAUAAUCCAAACACGGAUUGGGAUGGUCCCGUUUAUCUGUCCCUGUAAAUAUUUGUCAUGGACUUCCAAAACAUAAGUGUUAAAAUAAGUGAUCUGUGAGACUUUAGAGAUGUGCGAGGGCUGUGCUUUUAACCUCACAUUAUAUGGGGCUUAAGAAUUCAGUGGCUGUGAAUUGUUGUAAAAUGUACUGUCAGUGAACCAUGGUCUCAGUAGCCAUACGGAUCUUGACAAAACAGACUGCAUUGCCAUUCUUUUUAUCACACUUUUUAAAAAGGUCCUGAAGUAUUUGGAAUCUAGUCCACCGGACCAAGCUAUUGGCAUACUGUUGCAUGAAUAUACAUGAAAUGGGUGGAACAAAGGACAUUUGUAUUGUAGCUUUGGCUCAGAAAAGGCUAUUAAUGUUUUGAUAUGGUUAGAUUGCAUAUAAACAUAUGUUUCACAGUCAAAUAUGUAACACUCUCAAAAGUACUCUUAAUUUAGAUGUGAUCAUUUAGUAAAUGUUAACCUCAUUUUGCUAGGAUUUGCAACCUCCCACCAGUCAUUGGCUGUGGCAAGUAGCCACUGUGGCACCCAAACAUGCUUUCACGAUUUCGAAUGCAAUAUUCUUAAAAAAAAAGAAAAAAAGUGUAAGCAAUGGCUGAAUUGUUUGGGACUCCCCAGCCAACAUGUGACCAGGUCAUUUCCCACCGGCAAUGAGCAAAGGUAGUAGGAUUUUUCCUCUUCAUUACUUAAAGGUACUCUAAGCGAUGUCACACGUUUUUUUAGGCUACAACAUUUUUUGUCACAUAUAGCAAACA
Messenger RNA from Perca flavescens (yellow perch), 6567 nucleotides. It is a transcript of the gene mphosph8, whose product is annotated as M-phase phosphoprotein 8. Bases 296 to 5818 code for a protein of 1840 amino acids. The transcript has 9 exons. The record is from RefSeq and is a predicted model, not a curated record. NCBI's taxonomy places the organism in Eukaryota, Metazoa, Chordata, Actinopteri, Perciformes, Percidae. Gene Ontology annotation, molecular function: protein binding.